AUGGCACACCACCCUUACUAUGAGGAAACUGAUGAUGUUGGAUACUCGGCCAACACACUCUGUUUCUCAUACUCCAACACUGAUUACGCCAAAAGUGAAGAUCUCUCCGAUCGGAUCGACCCCUCUCUCCAAUUUUACACACAAUAUUCCGGCCUACAAGGCGAUUCCUCCGGCAUCAGCGGCAUGCAACGAUUUCUCCAGGAGCAGCAGACCAACUACUUUACUGCACCAAGGAACUUCUCUAGCCAGAAUGCCAAUUACACUGGCAUCUACCCCGACAUGAGCUCAUCUCUUCACCACAACUCACAAUUUCGACAUGGCUCACCAAUAUCCUACCAGCAAUCGUCAGUGGCUAGCGGACCACUCAGUCCCCCCUCGACCGACAAUGGUGCAUACGUCGAAAGCACUCAAGGGCCAUCGACACCUCCUAACACUGCCGUCUGGUCACCACAGUUUGUCUCGCUGGGCUCUCAGUCACCCAGCGUUUCUCUAUAUGGACUCUCGAACGUGUCACAGGGAUGCGUGAAUCCAUCUGUGAUUCAACCUUGUCAAAUCCUCCUGGAUAUCAAAGUAGAAGAAGAAUUAGGCUUCAAUAUCGACGCGGGUGCUGAAGCCGAAAGCGCCACUCCUACUUCCAUUUGCCUGGGAAGUGGCUUAGAUUCCACAUCGUCAGCCAAUACUCCAAACUCAGCAGCAGACUCUCAAGGCUUUGGCAUUGACACCUACCCUGAAAUUGACGAAAUGGGCAUAGAUGAAAAUACUGGGAACGAUCCUGCAAUCAAAGUCUCGAGCAGCGUGGCCGGAGAUGACGAUGACGACGAGGAAUACAAGCCCACCCGCAGAGGUAAAUCGUCCCGAGCCACGAAGAGCAACAGUCGACGGGGUCGCACAAAACGGCCCAGCAGAACAAAGGUUACGAAACCAAAGCCUUCGUCUCGUAGCACUACAACUCGAAGACUAGUGUCCUUCUCUCCGGAUGGAAACACAAUGUGUAAUCAUUGCCAUGUCUCUUUUAGGGACGAAAUCUUACUCCAGAAACACACCAACACUAUGCAUAUUCGUCCUUUCAUAUGCGUCUUUCAUUUUGCUGGGUGUGAAAAGACAUUUGCAAAGAAAAACGAGUGGAAACGCCAUGUGUUAGCACAGCACUUGAACCUUGACUACUGGCUUUGCACAGCAGGCAUUUGCGGCUAUUCGCCGAACCCCUCCCCCAAGAGCAUUGCAGGUAAACCGACACAUUGCAGAGUCUUUAGAAGAAAAGACCUCUACACACAGCAUAUUCGCCGGAUGCACUCAUGGCCCGAGGUAGUCAAUGCGGACAAGAAAGACAAGAACUUCCCUAUCGAGUGGAUAGUUCAAGAGAAGAAGUAUCAGGAGGCUGCCUUACGACAGCGGUGCACAUUACCCAGCUACAUGCACUGUCCAGCCGAGGGCUGCAUGACUGUAUUUGACGACGGCCUAAGGACUUGGGAUAGUCGUAUGGAGCACGUCGCGAUUCACCUCGAGCGUGCUGCGAACAAUGAAGAGCCGCCAGUGGUAUUUGGUGGUGCCAACGAUAGAGCUCUUACAGACUGGGCAUCGCAACCAGAUGUACAUGUCAUUGUGUCUACCAACAAGGGCUGGGAAGCUUGCCAGCCGCUCAAGGCGGCCAGAACUGAGAUCUCUAGGCUAUCAAACCUCAACGAAGGUCUCGAUGAGGAUGCAGAAGGCGAGGAAUGCUGA
Messenger RNA from Fusarium sp. VM40, 1722 nucleotides. The record is from the annotation of a GenBank genome assembly. NCBI's taxonomy places the organism in Eukaryota, Fungi, Ascomycota, Sordariomycetes, Hypocreales, Nectriaceae.